Molecule: messenger RNA, 948 nt
Organism: Phycomyces blakesleeanus NRRL 1555(-)
Lineage: Eukaryota; Fungi; Mucoromycota; Mucoromycetes; Mucorales; Phycomycetaceae
Exons: 7
Coding region: 1-948 (315 amino acids)
Source: RefSeq, a predicted model, not a curated record
AUGUCCGAGAUUGCAGUAACUGGUACUCAAGAGAAUCUCAAGAAGGCAAUGCCCGACUUGAAAAAUAUAUGGCACCAUUCUUUUCAGCAGGGCUUUGCACCCAUAAAAACAAAGGAUUCACAAGAAACCAUGUAUUACUACGAGUUACACGGCACUGGCCCUCGUCGAGUGGUCUUUAUUAUGGGUCUCAAUUCGCCCUGUCAAGCAUGGGAUUACCAGAUAGGAUAUUUUGGACCUAAGGAGGAAUACACUGUACUUGUAUUUGAUUCCCGUGGUGUCGGGUGGACAGAUGGUAGUUGGGAUAACUAUAAUACUAGUGACUGGGCCAACGACUUUCUUGGUUUACUGGAUCAUCUUGACUGGAAAUCAGAUAUAGAUGCGGUGGGAUACAGUGCAGGCGGCCAAGUGCUUUUAAAGGCUCUCCUGCAAAAUUCUACGCGAUUCAAAUCGGCUGCUUUGUUGUGUACAACUGCAGGUGGCACUAGACCUUGGACGGGUGCUUACACACUUAUUUCUAAUAUGUGGACAAAGGACCCCAACGAACAAGUAGCACGUCUAAUCCGCAUUAAUUACAAAGAGGAGUGGCUCAAUACCAGACCAACUGAUGGAUGUAAUUUUGAAACAAAUUUUGACAAAAUUCGUAAUUUGGUCAAAGAGCGUAAUAGUCGUAGUAGACCUCAAUCAAUUGGUGCAAUGGUUAGUCAGGCUGUGGCUUCAAUGCGACACUGGGUGACAGCCAAAGAUCUGGAGAAGAUUCGAUCCACUGGGAUUCCUAUAUUAGUGGCAACUAAUGGUUGGGACAAUUUCGUCCAUAGCAGCCAUAGCGAGUAUCUCAAAGAACAUCUUAAACCCAAAAACUUUGUUGUAUUUGAGGACUCUGGUCAUGUUAUACCCACAGCCAAACAUGAACAAGUCAACGAAACGUUGGAAAGCUUUUGGAAGCAAUAA